CAAGACGCACGUCACAAUAUCAGUUUAUAUGGCUAUCAAAUUCAUUCUUAGGAGUACAGUUUUUGUUACUUCUGCAAUAAGAAACUCUUGGAGGUUUCCACUUUUCACACAGUUUAGAUCAAUGACGACAUCACAAUACUUUGGAUCCAGCCAUAAUAGCUGUGUUACCAUUUUCAAUUCUGCUGUUGAAGCUGUUCUUCCUGAUAGAAUGAUACAAAAGCAUGUUGUGUUCUCUGAAAAGGACAACUUACUAACAGUUGCUGAAAAGUCAUUUAAGGUAAAUAAGAAUGUCUAUAUCAUAGGAUUUGGCAAAGCAGUGUGUGGUAUGGCUGCAGCUGUUGAUGUACUUUUAGAGAAGAAUAUUGUAAAAGGUAUUCUCAGUAUUCCUUUUGGAAUGCAACAAACAUUAAAAAAUUCUGGGAAAAGUUCUCUAUUACCAACUUCAUCUCAGAUUUUAUUAUAUGAAGGUGCAGCAGACAAUGUUCUAGAUGAAAAUGCCCAUGCUACUGCUUUGAAGAUUCAAGAACUUGUAUGUGCCUUACAGAGUUCUGAUAUUCUGAUUGUCCUUAUAUCUGGUGGUGGUUCUGCCCUUCUACCAACACCGUGUCUUCCAAUAACGCUUGAAGAAGAAAUCAUUCUGACCAAACUCAUGUCAUCUCAUGGAGCAACAAUAACACAACUUAAUACAAUCAGACAGAAUAUUGAACAUUUGAAAGGAGGUGGCCUUGCUCAUCUUGCUUAUCCAGCUCAGGUCAUUUCUUUGAUUUUAUCAGAUGUGAUUGGUGAUCCUCUUGACAAAAUUGCCAGUGGUCCAACUGUAUCGCAAACCUCAGAGCCACAGGAUUGUUUAAAAAUAUUUGAUCAUUUGAACAUUUCUCACAAGGUCCCAAAAUCAGUCUUUGAAGUGUUACAUGAAAAGCAAUUGGAAUAUGAAAAGAACAGAAGUAAAUUCAAAAGAAUGAAUGCCUCGAAAGUUUUUAAUUUCAUUAUUGGAAGUAACAGUAUUGCUGUGGAAAGUGCUCAGAUGAAAGCUGAAGAACUGGGAUAUCAAAGUAUUGUUUUAUCUACAUAUCUCGAAGGUGAAGCUAGAGAUGUUGGUUGUCAUUUUGUAAACCUUGCCAUCUCUGUUUGUAACCAAUAUAUCAACAAGUUCAUGGCUAAAAAGUUAAAUGAAUGCGACUUUCCAGAAUUUUCCAACAGUAAACUAGAUGAGCUGAAAAUGUUAAUUAAAUCUGCUGCUUCAAACUCAAAUCCAAUCUGUAUUUUGUGUGGGGGUGAAACCACAGUUACUAUGAAAGGAAACGGUAAAGGUGGCCGGAAUCAAGAAAUGGCUCUUUCAGUUGCUGUUAUGUUGCAACAAAUAUUUACUAAUGAUUUAAAAAGGAAUUUAUAGUUGAAUUCCUCAGUGCGGACAGAUGGACAAGAUGGUCCUACAGAUGUUGCUGGAGCAAUGGUAUCAUCUGAGAUGGUUGUAGAAAGUUCUGCUAAAGACUAUUUGAAUAACAAUGAUUCUUAUAAUUUCUUUAAAUCAUAUUUAAAUGGUCAGCAUUUUGUUUGGACCGGUCUAACAGCAACUAAUGUGAUGGAUAUCCAGUUAUUAAUAAUUAAACGUAAAAAGUAGAAAUCAGGAUAUAUUUGAAAGUGUCAGCAUUUGCUUGGCCAAUUAAAUGGAAAUUAACAUUAUUAGAAUACAUCAGAUUAUGAUUCACCUUUUAAGGGAACAAAUAAUUCACCUUUUAAGGGAUCUUUGUUUCUAGUCAAAAGAUUUUGAUAAUUAAGCAAAUAUAAAAAUCAAUGACAAAAUUUGAAGACAUUUGAUAAAAAUUAUAUUAAAAAA
Octopus sinensis (East Asian common octopus) is the source of this 1837-nucleotide messenger RNA. RefSeq names its product glycerate kinase-like. Gene Ontology annotation, molecular function: glycerate kinase activity. Gene Ontology annotation, cellular component: cytoplasm. Gene Ontology annotation, biological process: protein phosphorylation. NCBI's taxonomy places the organism in Eukaryota, Metazoa, Mollusca, Cephalopoda, Octopoda, Octopodidae. The record is from RefSeq and is a predicted model, not a curated record.